This is a messenger RNA of Oryzias latipes (Japanese medaka), 1834 nucleotides long. It is a transcript of the gene cbll1, whose product is annotated as Cbl proto-oncogene-like 1, E3 ubiquitin protein ligase. Lineage: Eukaryota; Metazoa; Chordata; Actinopteri; Beloniformes; Adrianichthyidae. Gene Ontology annotation, molecular function: ubiquitin protein ligase activity. Gene Ontology annotation, biological process: protein ubiquitination; regulation of cell adhesion. The record is from RefSeq and is a predicted model, not a curated record.
AAAUCCUAUCUUGUUCACUUGUUUCCUUUCCUUAUCUUUCACUUCCUAGUUCUUUUUUUAUCCCAACAUGCAUUGCGCUCGCUAGAUGGAUCAUGGACCAAAGCGACAACGAUCUUCAAGGAAGCGAUUGCUCUGGGACCUUGGGUGGCCUGGAUGUUCGGAGGCGAAUCCCCAUCAAAUUAAUUUCUAAACAGCCAUUAAGGACUAAACCUCAGCUGCGCCUGCCGAGACCUGUUGGUAACAGACCCUGUAAAAGUGAACCUGGAGACGAUGAAAAGUUCGGCUUCAAGCAGGAGGAUCGGUUUGACUGUGGCGCUAAAGCUGGGGAUGUGUUUGGAAGUCAGAGAAGAUUUCCGCAGCCUCUGUUAUGGGACUGUAAGCUAAAUCUGAUCGGUGAAAGAGAUGAAGUUCCGAUUCACUUCUGUGAUAAAUGUGGUCUCCCCAUUCAACUUUAUGGACGGAUGAUUCCCUGCAAGCAUGUUUUCUGCUAUGACUGCGCUUUGCUUCAUGAGAAGAAAGGCGAGAAGAUGUGUCCAGGUCUCAGUCUGUAUAACUGCACGGAUCCAGUUCAGCGCAUCGAGCAGUGCCAGCGAGGGUCCCUCUACAUGUGCAGCAUUGUACCAGGAUGCAAGCGCACCUACUUGUCCCAGCGGGACCUCCAAGCCCACGUGAACCACCGUCACAUGAGAGCCACCAAGUCCUCCUCGGGCCGCCAGGAUCCUGUGCAUCUGCCACAAGCACCUGAAAUUUCUGAUCGCUUCCGUGUGCCUCCUCCUCACAUCCCUAAGAACCAUGUCCACCUCCCAAACCAAAUGCACAGCAGUCACGAUCCCUACAGUCAGCCGCCUCCACCGACCCCCCAUGACGGGCCUCCCCCAACUCCAUCUCUGGGACCAGAGACGUUUCGCAUUGCCACUGUAACAACUCGUAAACACAGCAAUCUCAUCACAGUGCCCAUUCAAGAUGACUCGUCUUCAUCACGGGAUUCCCAUCCUGGUGGGCCAUGCCCCAGCCAGCCCCCGCAUCACCACCCUGGAGACUAUCCUGGGCAGCCGCCUGUGGUGUCACACUCUCACCACAUGAUGGCGCCACCUCAACAGCACUUUGGUCCACCUCCUCCUAUUAGUCACCCAAUGCAGCACCCCCCCCAGGGCUCUGGGACACCACACAUGGUCUACAACCAGGCUCCUCCCCCCAUGUCUACAGCCCCGCCUCCCCCACCAGGGCACAUCAUGCCCCCCUAUAUAAAUCACCCACCUCCAGGACCUCCCCCACAGCACACCGGACCUCCUGUGAAUGCCCCCCCACCUCACCACUACAACCCCAACUCCAUGCAGCCGUUCCCUGAAGACCAGGGCACCCUCAGCCCUCCGUUUAACCAGCCAGGAGGACUCAGUCCUGGGAUGUGGCCUGCUCCCAGGGGGCCCCCACCUCCUCGAAUGCAGGGUCCACCUCCCCAGGGACAGAUGCCAGGCCCCCAUCACCCAGAUCAGGGCCGCUAUCGACCUUAUUACCAGUAAACUGAAAGCUGGUUGAGUGGGAAGUCGUCGGUGUUGUUCUUUUCCAUACCGCUUGUCUAAGUAAUGUGAUAGUGAACCUCAGGAUUUCAGGAUGUAGAACUUUGAUUUGGAUAAAACUGCCCACAUUCAAAUGUGUGUAUGGUGCACAUUUUAGUUACCUGUGCUCCACUUCCCCAUGAGCGCACUAAUAAUUUGGAGAAGAGCAGGAAUGUCCCUUUUUUAAUAGCUUAUUGGAAAGGAUCUCUGUAUAUACGUCUGCUGAUGUCAAUGCUGAAGUGAAAGACGUUCAUUCUCAAUAAACUUUUCAUGUCAUA